CCAUCCAUCUCUGCUCCCCUGGCCAGCCGCGGUCCAUGCUUUGCCGGCCUGAGAUGCGAUUUUGCUCUCUGUUUUCCCGGAGAUUAUCAGUCCUUACUCCACACUGAGUAUGCCCGAGACGGGGGCGACGGCAGCAGCCGCCGCUGCAGCUGCCAGUAGCAGCUCUUCCGAGAGCACUAGCGGCACCGAGAGCUCGCGCCACAGACACCGAUCGCAAGGCGAAGGGGAGAAAACAGAUCAAUGUGCUGCCCCCUCGCAGCAAACUUCCUCUGGUGUACUGGAUAAGCUUUUUGGGAAGCGGCUGCUCCAGGCCGGGAGGUACAUCAUGUCUCAUAAGUCCUGGAUGAAGACUGUACCCACUGAGAACUGCGACGUCCUCAUGACUUUCUCAGACCAGACAGAUGACCACACGUUGCUAUGGCUACUGAACCACAUGCGCCUGGGCAUUCCGGAACUCAUCAUUCAGAUCCGACAUCAUAAGCACACGCGGGCCCACGCCUUUUUUGUCACGGCAACCUAUGAGAAUCUAUUGCGUGGGGCAGAGGAGAUGGGUCUGAGGAAAUCAGUGAAGCCAGAGUUUGGGGGAGGAACACAAAGUUUCUCCUGUGAAGAAGACUACAUCUAUGAGAACAUUGAGAGUGAAUUGUGCUUCUUCACGUCACAGGAGAGGCAGAGCAUCAUCAAACACUGGCUUGACAAUCUACGUGCCAAGCAAGGGGAAGUGCUUCACAACCUACAUUUUCUGGAAGGACAGCCAAUCAUCCCAGAGCUGCGUGCGCGAGGGGUGAUCCAGCAGGUGUUUCCCCUCCAUGAGCGCAGGAUCCUAAGUCAGCUGAUGAAGUCCUGGGUGCAGGCCGUUUGCGAGAAACAGCCGCUAGAUGAUAUUAACGAUUACUUUGGGGUGAAGAUAGCCAUGUACUUUGCCUGGCUGGGGUUCUACACCACAUCCAUGCUUUAUCCUGCCGUCAUCGGCUUCGUGCUCUGGAUUCUCACUGAGUCCGACCAGACGAGCCGUGAUAUCUGCUGCGUUGUGUUCGCCCUGUUCAAUGUGGUGUGGGCCACCCUGUUUCUGGAGAGGUGGAAGAGGAGGGGGGCAGAGCUGGCCUAUAAGUGGGGAACGCUGGACACGCCCAACGAGUCGCUGGAGGAACCGCGGCCACAAUUCAGGGGAGUGAAGCGUUGCAGUCCCAUAACGGGCACUGAGGAGUUCUACUAUCCUCCGUGGAGGAGGAGGGUGUUCAUGUGGCUGGUCAGCCUGCCCAUCUGUAUCCUCUGUCUCUGCUUUGUCUUCCUGGCCAUGCUCAUCUGCUUCGAGCUGCAGGAGUUUGUGAUGGGGAUCAAGGAGGUGCCUCGUCUGGCCCGGUUCAUCCCUAAGAUAAUGCUGGCCAUCACUGUGACCGCCUGUGAUGAGGUGUACAGGAAGAUAGCCUGCUGGCUCAACGACAUGGAAAACUACAGACUCCAGAGUGCCUAUGAGAAAAACCUCAUUAUAAAAAUGGUUCUUUUUCAGUUUGUAAAUUCUUAUCUCAGCCUUUUCUACAUUGGAUUCUACCUCAAAGACAUGGAUCGUCUGAAAGAGAUGCUGGCCACCCUGCUGAUCAUUCGCCAGUUUUUCCAAAACGUUAAAGAGGUGCUGCAGCCUUACCUGUAUGAGCGCCAUAAGCUGGGCGAGCUUACCCUGCGCGGCGUCUGGGACCUGCUUCUAUCCGCCCUGAGGAAGUACUGCCGGCUGGCCGCAGGAAAGGCCCAGGCUUCACCCACUGACCAGGCCACGCCAGGCCCAGGCCUAAGGGGAACCAGGCCCGGAGUCGGACAGUUUGACCACAGGGAGAAGAAAUGUCUGAACGGGGGAUGUGGAGUCCCCGAUGAGGAGGAGGGAGAGCGGGAGGAGGGGGACAGCGGGAGGUUUAGUGAGGGUGAGAAUGAGGAGUCCUCCGAGAGUCUGAUUGACUGCGGCCUCAAGCUAAGGAAGGUCAGCUUCAUAGAGAAGGUGGACAGGAAGUCGUCUGGCAGCUCCUGCGUCCCCCCAGUGGAGGAGAGUUUCCUGGAGGAAGGCAGCCCUACCAUGGUCGAGAAGGGGAUGGACCCAGCCUCCGUGUUCGAGACGUACGGCGAGGAUGAUGACAACAGCGGGCCUGAGACGAAGGAGAGCGUGGGGGCUGCCCCACUGCCUUCGGGACCAGAGAGCGUGUUGACAGCGCGCCAUCGUCGAACGCAGAGGAGCUUUGAGAGGGCGGAGUCCAAGAACAAGCGAGAGUCAUGGAUCGACCCGCCAGAAGAGCGCGAGUGUACGAGUCUGGCACAGGCUGAGAUUGAAAGCUGCAUGCAGACUUAUGAGGAUACCUUCCAAGAUUACCAGGAGAUGUUUGUCCAGUUUGGAUAUGUUGUCCUGUUUUCCUCAGCCUUCCCUCUGGCAGCUAUGUGUGCCCUGAUCAACAACAUCAUUGAGAUCCGCAGUGACGCCUUUAAACUCUGUACCGGCCUGCAGAGGCCGUUCGGCCAGAGGGUGGAGAGCAUUGGACAGUGGCAGACGGCGAUGGAGGCACUGGGUCUGAUCGCCAUCAUAGUGAACUGUUACCUGAUUGGUCAGUGUGGUCAGCUGCAGCGCCUCUUCCCCUGGCUCAGCCCUGAAAUGGCCAUCAUCUCCAUCGUCAUCCUGGAGCACUUUGCUGUCCUGCUGAAGUAUAUCAUUCACAUAGCAAUCCCAGACAUCCCCAGCUGGGUGGGAGAGGAGAUGGCAAAACUGGAGUACCAACGCAGGGAGGCUUUCAAGAAGCACGAGCGUCAGGCACAACAGCACUAUCAGCAGCUGCAGAGGAGGAAGAGGGAGGAAGAGGAGAGACAGAGGCAGGCGGAGCAUCAGGCCCGAAGGGAGAGGGAGAAAGAUGAGGGGAAGGACUCCUCCGGGGGAGAGCACCACCAUGACAAGGGACACGGGGGGAAGUCGCGCUCCGGAGGGGGCGGAGGUGGGGACAAGCCCAAGAGGCCCAGUUCCCUCCUGGCCAACAACAACGUGAUGAAGCUCAAACAGAUCAUCCCCCUGCAGAGCAAGUUCUCCUCCGGGAGCGCACGCUCCCCUCAGUCUCCCACGGGAAACGAGCCCAAGCUCCCCGGGUUCCUUAGCUUCAAGUUCCUUAAGUCUCCUGAGAACAAGAAGGAGGCACUGGCAGCGGCCGCCACGGCGACAAACACCGCGGCGACCGUAACCACUCCCGGCGGCAACCAGGAGCGGUCUCAGUCGCCGAGCAAGUCGUUCAACCCGGGGAAACUGUUCAACUUCGGGAAGUCGGAGGGGGGCUCGUGUCUGAACGGGUCCCAGGUACUGCGACCGGGGGAGGGCUCGCAGGGGUCUGACAAACAGACGGCCAAGUCGGACCUGAACGGGGUGCCUGACGAGAUCCCUUCACCUGGCGGGGACGGUGGGGAGAACGGACACCACACGGACUCCUCUGACCCUAAAGUCUAGCCUCUAGCUGGAGAGGGAUGAUAACAGGAAGAAGAACGUGGGGCAAAAAGGCAGCACCGUUCGGGGUCAGAGGUCGCGAAUGUUGAGGUUGUCUGGAGGCUUUGAGGGAGUAGGAUGGAUCAUGUUGUUAUGCGUGGGUUGGGUCUGCCUGGUUGAUGCGAAGAGACUUUCAGGCUUAAUAGUGAAGACAUAACCCACCCUAAUGCACGGACGCGCACGUGCACACAUACACACGCACACAUAGACAUACGUACAAAUACAUACACAUACGCAGACACAAAUAAUAACCUUUGUCUGCAAUACAUAUAGAAAUGCAUGAGCUGCAUUUCUAAACCUUUUUGAACAUUUUCAACAAAAAAAGAGCGAGACGUGUUUCUUGAUUUAUUCUAGUCUGAAAAUUGGAAGCAUCCUGAUGGGCGUCUACUAAAACAUAACACAAAGUGGUUUUGGGAAAGAAGAAGAAAAAAAGCUAUUGAUGUGUCAGGCGCAUAAUGAGACCUUUUAUAUUCCAAAUAACGGUCGCCUGAUAUCACACUCAUUUUUAACUGUGAAGACCUAUUUGCUUUUCCACGGCUGUGCGAGCAAUAUCAAUCAAUGUUUCAAAUCUGAGCAGUACUGCAAAACUCAUCAUGUUCAUUCUCGUUUGCCUAUAAUCCCAUUUAAAGGCGUACGUGAAGUGCCAUGAACUUAAUUUACAAAAUAAAAAGAACCACCUGAGCUUGAUAUCUACAGUAACUCCCAUAAAAAAGAACUGCAAUAUAUGAGGUGUAUGUCCAACAUUGAGAGUAAAACAGUUUGUUUUUCCAGAUGUUGUGAAAUGCAGAGAUGAAUGACGUUUGAUAAAAUACUGUCUGUCUAUCUCAUCAGUAUAUUUUCUAGAGAAAGCGAGUGACUGACAGCUGUUUUGACCAAGAAACAGUCAGGUGAAGGAACUUAACACAAGAUGUUGACCUGGAUAAGUGUGUAUAGACACGAUAUAGUAUGUGCUAAGAAGAGUCUGCGUUACUGUAUUCUACUACGCGCCGGUCUAUUCUCUUCCCAUUGAAGCCUGUAGAGAGUAAUGAUUUUAGACAGUAUACUAAUCUUGGCCCUCCAUUUCAACACAGAGAUCUGACUAGUGAGUAGACUAGAAAUAGAGACAGAAUAUUUGCACUAAACCUUGACGUCCUGCAUUGAGACAGCAGAACUUGUUCUGCGGGCUGUAGAAGGACUAUACCAGCCUGCCUCAUAACAAAGCAUAACAUAUGCAAGCACUGGAUUGUUUUAUUGCUAGUAUCUUAUACUGUGGAAAACAUGCUGUUGUAAUUUCAUCACUAGCUCCUACAUCCGGGUGGCUGCUCAUCUCAAUUAUUCAUUUGGGAGCUGACUUAUUUGAUUUCCCCAUAGGUAGUUUUAGGGACAUUUGUCGGCAAACAUUUGAUUGCGCUGGGACCGGCAGCGUUACAUUUCCAGAAAUCCCACAUUUCUAACUUUACUUUCGUAACCAAAUCCAAAGGAAUUAUUCACCAGUCUUUAUUUUCUAUAGUGUGGCCAGAGGAGUGUGCCAGAACACAUCAUAGUGGUAUAUACAUCUUGAAGUUUCUGAUACCAAUCCGAGGUCCCUUUUACACUACAUCUGAUCUUAUUCAGUGACGGUAACAACCACUGAACUCAACGGCAGAGAGAUCCAGCACGGAGAAAUGGAGACAUUAACUAUGCACUUCAUCAUCUCUGGCUACGUUCUUCGCAAUAAUAGGGUUGUUCUCACAGAUGCCACAAUCACGUUUUCUGUUUGAAAUAGGAAGCCUAAUCUAAGGUUCCCCUGGUAAAAUGUUUAUAAUGUUGUCUUUUAUGGGUUAAAUUCAGAGUUCAGAUUAGUUGAUUUAACAUGGGCUUAAGUAAACAAAACAGGUACUUAAUAAAAAAAUUAAAAAUGACUUGAAUUCCUGUUAAGUGAAAGGGUUCCUAUGUGCUUUAAAUAUAUGAAGAGGUUUCCUUCAAAUAUGAACUUUAGCCUGAAACAUAAAGUUGCUUCAGAAAGUAUUCAAACCCAUUCACUUUCUCCACCUUUUGUUGUUAUAGACUGAAUUUAUGGUUGAUUAAAAAAAGUAUUGUUCCACAGCUAUCAAUCUACAUACAACACCCAGAAUAACAUAAGCAAAAGUAAUUUGUAAAAAUGUGUGCCAAUUUAUUGAUAAAAAAAUCUCACCUACAUAAGAAUUCGGACACAUUAUUCAGCUUUUGGCGUUGAUCGUUGCUUUAAGUCCUCUUGGGUUUGCCUCUACCAACUUUGCAGUUUCUCCCCUUCUUCCUUCCAGAUCCUCUUUAGUUCUGUCCGAUUGCCUGGGGAGUGUCGGUGAACAGCAAUCUCUUAAAGACUGCCUGGAGAUGUUCAAUGGGGUUCAAGUCAGGGCUUUGGCUGAGCUACUCAAGGAUAUUGACAGACUUGUCCAGACAUCACUCCAUCGCUGUCUUGACUGUGUUUCAGACUGUUGUCGUGCUGAAAGACAAAUAUUUGCCACAGUCUGAAGGACUGUGCGCUCCAGCAUUUUUUUUCCAAAGACCUGUAUUUUGUUGUUGAUCCUUUCCUCAAUCCAGAUCAGACGCAUCCCCAUUCACCUUCCUUUCCAAGGCCCUGUUACAUAGUAAGGCCGGAUUGCCAGCUCUAGUAAGAGUCUUGGUGGUUCCAGACCUCUUCCACUUCACUAUUAUGGAGCUCACUGUGCUCCUGGGAACUUUCAUGGUUUUUGAUAAAACAUUCCCAAGACUUAUGCCUUGACACAUUUAAGAGGAUUACAAAGUGUUCUCCAGACUUGAUGAUACCUUUUUCCUCUGACAUGCACUGUGAUGUGUUGAACCUUAUAUAGACAGGUGUGUGCCUUUCUAAGUCAUUUCCAGUCAAUUGAAUUUUGCCACAGGUGGACAGUCAUGUUCUGGAGACAUCAAGGAGGACCAAAAGAAUCAGGAUACAUCUGAGCUGAAUUUGGGGUGUUUGACAAAGGCUAUGACUACUUAUGUACAUUGGAUUUUUUUUUUUUUUACUAAAUGGCCACAAAUGUAUUUUUUUGUCAUUAUGGGGUAUUGUGUGUAGACUCAUUUAAAAAUAUAUAAAUUCAGUCCAAUAUAAAUUCAGUCUACAACACAACAAAAUGUAGAGAAACCGUUGGGGUUUGAAUACUGUCAGAAGGCACCAUACAUUACCUUUUACUUUGAAUAGAUUGCCUAGCCAUAACUUGCUUCAGGCUACAACAUGUCAUGCUUCUGCAAUAAGAAUAUACUAUUCUCAUGCACGUUACUGCAAAAAUGAGUGGGGAACUCUGAAAUAGCAGUAGUAGUAGUUGUUACUUUGAGAUGUAUAAGCUGAGAGCACUUGUGGCAGUGUGGAAAGAGAGCGGUUGUUUGAGGGAAUGAGUGACGUCUGACCACAUUUAUCCCUCCCUCUACAGCCAUUGCGUAAUUCUGUACAAAUAACAAGGAAUCCAUUUGGUUUCUAUCAUUCAUUUGUGAAUAAUGCCAAAUAACUAGAACAUGGAUGAGAGACACAACUGAGACAUUUUCAGUGUUCUUAAAUGUGUUCAUAUUCACUGUAGGGGAGCAGAUGUUCAGUCAGACUAGUUAAGGAGUGUCUGAUCAGGCCAUUGUCCGUAACAAUCUUCCAUAGUGCACCUGCCUGCUGCAGAUCUGGAACCGUCAGGUGUGGUUUCAUUGUUUUGCCUUUGAUACAAGGUGUAUUUUAGUAAUUCUGAAUGGCUUCCUCUUGUUCCCUUCUCUAAUCUGCAAGAACUACUGAAAGUAAGGUGUUGCUUUUUGCCUGUACAGCAUUCUAGAUUAUUGCUGAUAAAGGAAAGGAUUCAAGGGGCUAAGACCAAGUUGGAUUAAGGUUUUAGAGAACCAAGCUAUUGAAAAAGGUAUGAGGUAAAAAGAUCUGAUGUGACCGAUCCUGAUCUUUAUCCAGAUUACUAGCAAAUCUGAUAUUACUGGUCAAAAAGAACAACAAUUGGGUAAAAGAUCAGAAAUUGGAUGCCAGUGCAAAUCUUACAUACUAGCAGGUGAUUAAAGAAACGCUUGAAAAUAGAUCCUCCAUAUAAUGUUCUAAAUGAGAAGGGACAGAAAAAUGAUCUUAGAGGUUCCCUUCUGUUCAAUCAAUCCAGUUAAUGUGGAGGAGGGGUUAAUGUCUAAACAUGGACAUUUACACACACACUCCAAUUGCCCUGAAAACUGUAACUCUCUGCUGCCAGAAUGCUGCAGAGGCGGCAUGUGGGAAUGCAGACUAAGUGCACUAAACAACUUGACCUUUUUAUGCUUCAUCAUUACGGUUACAGUAAGAAAGCUGAAGGAAUAUCGUAAAAUCCAUUAGGCUUUUGGAGAAAUGUCUAGCCUCAAAGGCUGCCUUUACACAAGCAGCCCAAAUCUGAUGUUUUACCCAAUUAUUGGCAAAAGAUCUGAUCUGUUUGAGCAAAAGGCCAAUUUAGUGUCUAAAGUUCUGAAUUUGUCUGCCCGUGUUAACACAGCAUGGUGUUUGUUUAAUGUUGUUGGUUUGAUGGGAUCGCCUGAGGAGAAGUAAAUGUAGCUUCAUCAAGAAACUGCACAGUGAAGAGUGGAUGUGUGUAAGUAAAAUGUAUCAUACAGCUACCACCAGUAUGAAGAACUCUAAAUAAAUAAAACUCUUCGUAUCAGCCUCACUAACUAACAAGACAAUGUGCUCUUCCAAUGUACCACUGUACAAAAAUGUUUCUUUUCAAGAACAAUAUAAUACUGGGAAAUCUGAUUAUUUAUUUAUUUUAAUUUAUUUUGUCAUAUUUUUGUAAGAUCUGAUAAUAGAUAAUAAAACAUUUUUUUAAAUGAUGUUUUCUUCUCUAAAAAAUCAGAGUAUGAAACAAAUGUAUAUGUUCAAUGUUUUAAUGAUGACAGAAAUUCUUUAAUCAAAUAUUUUAUUAAACAGGUGGAAAAAUGAGUGAAUACACAUGCACAAGAAGUGCCAUAGGCUAGCAUUGAUAUUGAGAACACAAGUUUUGUUAUAGUUUUAUUUGGUUCUGUACUACAGAACAUUAGAUUUAAAAUGAAACAAUUACUUUGAGGUUAAAGUGCAGACUGUCUGCUUUAAGUGUCCAGACUGUUAAUCUGCAACAUGUGUGGAAAAGAAGUGCCAAUGAUAGUAACUCAGGCCAUCAUUAGGCUGUAAAGUCUGAAUAAAUCGAUGAGAGGUAUAGCGAAAACAUUAGUUGUGUCAAAAUAAACUGUUACAUUAAGAAGCAAGAACACAGCAAUUCCCAGCAAAUGACCUGGUAGAAUACAGAAGAUCACUAGUGGAUGACUGCAGAAUUUUGAAGAAAGGCUUUUCAACUGUCAAACAGAUUAAGAACACCAGGAUGUAGACAGAUGUGUCAAAGAUUCCCUUAAAGAGAACACAACACCAGCAUAAUCCCAGGGGUUUUAACUCGAGAUGCAAAACACUGGUAAAACUUAAGAACAACCAGGUUACAGUUGGCUAAAAUAUUUAUUAAAAAAGCCUUAUGGACAGAUGAGAUUAAGAUGAAUCUAUUCCAGAGUGAUGGAAUGAGGAAAGAAUGCAGAAGGCAUAAUAGAAAAAUAGAUGUCAUAGAGCCCCUAUAAAUCAGAAUAGAGCAAUUUGACAUGCAUUUUACCUGGGACCUGUUCUAAACAAUCUACAAUAGAAACAUGGUAGAAGUGGCAUUUCAGUUCUUAUAAUAGUUAUAUUUAUUUACUUCUAUAUUAUUAGCCACUGUCAUGCAUAGCAU
Esox lucius (northern pike) is the source of this 9204-nucleotide messenger RNA. RefSeq names its product anoctamin 8b (gene ano8b). Gene Ontology annotation, cellular component: plasma membrane. The record is from RefSeq and is a predicted model, not a curated record. Gene Ontology annotation, molecular function: chloride channel activity. The transcript is spliced from 18 exons. Bases 110 to 3466 code for a protein of 1118 amino acids. Lineage: Eukaryota; Metazoa; Chordata; Actinopteri; Esociformes; Esocidae. Gene Ontology annotation, biological process: chloride transmembrane transport.